UUCUACAGUGUUGGUAGUUUGUUGCUGGUCCACAUCGUCCGCCAUGUUUCACACCCGGCACCCUUUUCCUCUGUCCCCAUCUCGACAGGACCCCGUGACCUUUGACGACGUGGCCGUGUACUUCUCCCGGCGGCAGUGGCGGCUCCUGGACGAGGCUCAGAGACGCCAGUACCAUGAGGUGAUGCUGGAAAACUUGGCCCUUGCAUCCUCUCUGGGUGGCUGCUGUGGCGCAGAGGAUGCAGACGCUCCCUGUGAACAGAGUGUUUCUGGAGGAGUGUCACCGUCCAGCCCCUCCAAGGCAUCUCUGUCUUCCGUGAAGACCCACUUCUGUGAGAGCUGUGGUCCCGUCUUGAGCGACAUAUUCCAGUUGGCCGAGCACCAAGGAACACCACACAGCCAGCACGUGGUCAGGUGUGGGGUAGGUAGGAAACAAUUUUAUUUGGGUGCAAACUUCCAAAAUCACCAGAAGCAUCACCUGGCAAAGAAGCCCUUCAGAAGCUCUGUGGACAGGGCCCAGCUUGUGAAGAGCGAUAAAUUCCAUGUUUCCGAGAAGCCCUCUCUCUGCGAUGAAGUUGGGAAGGGCUUCCUGGCCACUUCAGAACGUCUCCAGCAGCAGACAACACCCACCAGACAGGAGCCCAACAAAACCGCCCAGUGCUGGGCACCUGCACAAAACAGAAAAAGUCGCUUUACCUGGGGAGACUGUAAGAAACCGUUCAGCCCUAGAAAGAAACACGCUCAGGUCCCGGAUGUCCACCCUGGAAGUCAGUGUGUUGUGCGCCGUGAACGUGGGAAAACAUUCAGAGAUCAGUCCUCAUUAGUUGUUCAGCAGAGAGUUCCCUUACGUGGGAAGCGUUGUGUGUGUGGCCAAUGUGGCCAGUCCUUUUGGAGAACCUCAACCCUCAGUCAGCAUCGACGAUUUCACUGUGGGCCAAAGCAGUACAAGUGCGGCAAAUGCGGGAAGUUCUUUCCCCCAAAAUCUGUGCUCAUUUAUCCCUGGAGAAGUCACCCUGGGGAAAGAUGUGAGUUGUGCCGUGAAUGUGCGCCGUCUUUUAGCCGGAGAUGCAUCCUCAUUCGACAACGGACAGUUCACUCUGGGGAAAGGCGUUAUGAGUGCAUGCAAUGUGGGAAGUCCUUUAGAAGAAAAUUUUACCUCAUUCUGCACUGGAGAGUUCACACUGGAGAAAGGCCCCAUGAAUGCCGUGAGUGUGGGAAAUCUUUCACCAGAUCAGUCCUUACUCUACACCGGAGACUGCACACAGGAGAACGGCCUUUUCGCUGCAGCGAAUGUAAGAGAACCUUUUCCGGUAGUUCCAUACUCAUUCUGCACCAGAGAGCACACACAGGAAAAAGGCCUUAUGAGUGCAGUGAAUGUUGGAAAUCCUUUAGCCAACAAUCUCACCUCAGUCAACACCAGAUAGUUCACAGUGGAAGACAGUCUUAUGAAUGUAGUAAUCAUCAGAGAGUGCACAGCGGAGAAAGGCCUUAUGAGUGCAGCGAAUGCGGGAAGUCUUUUAUCCAAAGGCAUCACCUCAUUACACACCGGAGAGUUCACACCGGAGAAAGGCCACACCAGUGCAAGGACUGUGGAGAGUUUUUUGCUUCUGGUUUUAACCUCCGAAAUCAUCAGAGAAUUCACACCGGAGAAAGGCCUUAUGAGUGUAGCGAAUGUGGCAAGUCCUUCAUCCAAAAAUGUUACUUUCUUACCCACCUGAGAAUUCACACAGGAGAACGGCCUUAUGAGUGCAGUGUAUGUGGGUCAUCUUUUACCACUAAUUACGCCCUCCAUAAACAUCAGAGAGUUCACACAAGCAAAAGGCCGUAUGCGUGUACUGAAUGUGGGAAAUCCUUUAGGACAAAUUCUUACCUCAUUGAACACUGGAGAGUUCACACCGGAGAAAAGCCUUACCAGUGUAGAGAAUGUGAGAAAUCCUUUUCAACGAGAAGAGGCCUACGUUAUCAUCAGAGUGUUCACACCGGAUUAAAGCCUUUUGAGUGUAGUGAAUGCGGGAAAUCUUUUCCCUGUAGCUCAGCACUCAUUCGACAUCAAAGAACUCACACAGGAGAAAGGCCUUACGUGUGUGUUGAAUGUGGGAAAUCCUUUAUCCGAAGGCAUCGUCUUGUUGAACACCAGCGCAUUCACACAAAAGCCUGAGGAUUGUAGAGAAUAUGGGCGAUCUUUCCCUCUCCCCCACCCGCCCUGGGAAAUCUUUUAAGAAUACUUUCUAGUCCAAUUAACAGUGGAUAGUUCAUAAGGGAGAAAGGUGCUUCAUUCCAAAAAUAUGCUAAAUCCUUUAGCCAUAAAUCUUCCCUUUCUUAGCGCCUGGGACAUAAUGUUGGUGAAAGGUCUCAUGAGUGUACUGAACGUAUGAGAUGUUUUAGCUGUAUCUAUGGUGUUUGUUUUUAUCUGAGAGUUCACGUAGGUUGAAGGCUGUAUGGUGCAGCAAAUGUGAAAAAUCGUUUACCCAUAGCUUGCCAGUCUUUCCAUCCCUGUCAGUUCACUCAAUUGAAUGGUCUUAGGGCUGCAUGGAAUUUGCGGAAAUCAUUUUCCGAAAGAAUUUAUCUUAUUGUACAGUGUAGAGUUUGCACUAGAGCAGCGGUUCUCAACCUGUGGGUCGCGACCCCCGUGGCCGUCGAACGACCCU
Molecule: messenger RNA, 2645 nt
Organism: Myotis davidii
Lineage: Eukaryota; Metazoa; Chordata; Mammalia; Chiroptera; Vespertilionidae
Product: zinc finger protein 418
Exons: 2
Coding region: 44-2155 (703 amino acids)
Biological process (GO): negative regulation of transcription by RNA polymerase II
Molecular function (GO): DNA-binding transcription repressor activity, RNA polymerase II-specific
Source: RefSeq, a predicted model, not a curated record